UGGGAGACCCUUGCGAAUGUCCCCACUGGCUACCCAGACCAUAAAGAGGAGUCCUCCAAGGCGGCCGGAAAGGCCCCAGUGAAGAGCGGUUUCCGGCUCCGCUCUCCCCUCAGCCGCGCCUGCGCGGACCGACGGGUCUGGCGCUUGCGCAGAGCGUCGCCCGCGCCAUUCGAACGGCGGACGGGACUGUGAGUGCGGAGGUCCCGGUUUUGCCCCCUCGGCUCCCGGUUUUGCCCCCGUUUUUGCCCCCCGCCAUGCCGAGCACGCGCCUGCAGGAGCUGGAGGAGCUGAGCCAGGAGCUCCUGGGAAUCCUGGUGUCUGAGUGGGCCGUGGGGCGCCUGCGCCGCAGCCUCGACGCCCGCUCCCGCAUGGACACCAAACUCUUGGAGACCCAGAGCUCGGCCGCUCGCUUCGCCCGCGAGCUGACAGUGGCCGAGGAGACGGUGGCGCGGGCGCUGCUGGAGCGCGAGGAUCAGCUGCAGCGAUCCCUGCGGAAGCUGCAGGACCUGGAAGCGGAGCUGGAGCGCGCACGGGCAUCCAGGGCCGACCUGGAGGCCACCAAUCGCGCCCUGCGCCGCCGGCUGGAAGAGCUCCGCGCCGAGAGCCGGAGCCUGGAGGAGAACCCGGAGCGGGACGAGGAGGCUGUGCCUUCCGCCGCCUACGUGACGCAGCUCUACUACAAGAUCAGCCGGAUUGAUUGGGAUUACGAGGCUGAUCCGGCGCAGAUCAAAGGCAUCCACUACGGCCCCGCCAUCGCUCAGCCCAUCACCAUCGAUGGCAGCAGCCACUCCCGCUGCUUCCUCAGCGAUUAUUUGUGGAGUUUGGUGCCAACGGAAUGGUGAAUUCCAGCAGGAAUUCGGCGCCGCCGGCAGG
Messenger RNA from Cuculus canorus (common cuckoo), 873 nucleotides. RefSeq names its product SPC24 component of NDC80 kinetochore complex (gene SPC24). Lineage: Eukaryota; Metazoa; Chordata; Aves; Cuculiformes; Cuculidae. The record is from RefSeq and is a predicted model, not a curated record. The transcript is spliced from 6 exons. Bases 255 to 842 code for a protein of 195 amino acids.